AUGGCAAAUUCUUUUGAAAGUGAUUUCGACCUCAACGAUGUUGCGGACAAUGUUAUGAACAUAUUUCUUGCCUUUAAGAGAAAGAAUGAGGAGAAGGAGAAUAAAAAGGAAGAAAAUGAAAGAAAAAGAGUAGAAGAUGAAAGGAUAAAAAAUGAAAAUGAAAGAAAAAAGGAAGAAAAUGUUCAUAAUAAAACGGGAGAAUCUAUUGAAGAUUUUGUCGAUUUAGACAAUUUUGCGGAAAAUGUCUUAAACAUUUAUCUCGCAAACAAAAACCAUGAGGAGGACGAAGAAAAGAGGAAGGAGAGCAGCAAGAAAGUUAUCAAAACGACGGAUAAACCAUUAGAAAAUGAAAUAGAUCAAAAACAGAACAGAAACAAGGGCGUAUUGAAACAUAAACCGGGUAACAAGAGGAUGAAGCCUGAAUCAUGGUUAGACGAUUUGCCAGAACAGCAUUCACAAAAACAGCAACAAACUCAUCAACCACAACACAAACAAACAAAUAUACAACAGCAACAACAGUUUCAACUACAACAACAACUUCUACAAGACAGAGUGGAGGGUAAAGAAGAAAAUUUUUCGUGGUUCGACGAUUUCCCGGAAACGUUGACGAAUUAUGAUAUUCAGUCACCAAAAGAAAAACAACAAACUCAACAGCCACAAAACGAACAACGUAACAAACUACAACAAAAACAACAACAACUUCAACAAAACAGAGAGAAAGACAAAAAAGAAGAUUUUUCGUGGAUAAAAGAUUUGCCGGAAGAAUUAAAUUAUUGUCUCCAGCCAAGAGAACAACUACAACACGAACAACACCAUAAAGAAGAACAGCAACAACAGUUUCAACAACAACUACAAGAAGAAAAUUUUUCGUGGUUCGACGAUUUACCGGAAGCGUUGACGAUUUAUGAUAUCCAUUUGACAAAUUAUGAUAUCCAUCGAAAAUUUUUACAUGAUAGUAACUUCAAACAACACCUUUCCACCUUUCAAGAAACACCAGACGAUCCAUCGGAUAAUAUUGAAAAUGCUUUGUAA
This is a messenger RNA of Helobdella robusta, 1032 nucleotides long. RefSeq lists its product as hypothetical. The record is from RefSeq and is a predicted model, not a curated record. The transcript has 2 exons. Lineage: Eukaryota; Metazoa; Annelida; Clitellata; Rhynchobdellida; Glossiphoniidae. Bases 1 to 1032 code for a protein of 343 amino acids.